GAUCGCGAUUUUGCAACAUGGCGGUGAAUUGAGCCAAAGUCGCGGUGCUGUGCCAUCAGAAAAUGUAUUUUUCAUAGUCGCGCGACCUCUUUUCUUAUACUUUUCGUGCAUGCGACAGUGUGAUACGGAUUCGGGACGCGUCAGACGGUGCACGAUACAUGUAAAUAUGAGUGUGUCGAGGUGCAACAUUAUUACGAAGGUGACACCCCGCAACUCGGUGUGGUGUUCGAGUACGUAUGGCAGAGACUAGAAUUCGAGAUAAGGGAGCUCUGCUUCGCCCAAGUAUUACGUACACUCGACUAAAAUUACCACCACAAAGUAGCGAUGCGGUGGUUACUCCUCCUGAACUGUGAAAACAAAUGUGCAAAAUUCAAAAACUUUGUCAAUCGUUCUAACUUGUGAUCGUAUAUGCGUGCCAAACAAAGAUAUAUAAAAGGGCGUUAAAGAGACCCAAUGGUUUCCUGACAUGAUGGAAAGUAAACUAUACGUGAAAAAUGAGCCGGGACUUGACGGGCAAUCGCUUACAAAUCCACAACCAAAUCCACCCUCCGAGGAUAAUGGAGGUGCUAGGGUUUGUUUUGUUUGUGGUACAGUGGGUCACGGGGAACAGUACUGGCUAAAAGUAAAACCAAGUCCUGGUGGAGCACCAAAUGAACCAUAUUUCCCAUUUCUUGAAUCCCAUGAACCACCUGCUGGUUAUCGUGGAGAAGGAGCCAGGAGCGGAGCAAUCAAGGCAUGCAGUCUUUGCUAUGCAUUGCUCUUACAGCAGUGGGAGAGUUAUGAGCAGGAUGCCAGACCUCAUAGUCAACGAAUUUAUUGGCUAAAAAGAUGCGAUGGUGGACCUUUUACAGGGGCUGAGAUGGCUCUGCAGGGUGAAUACGCGGCUCAAGUUCUUGGCUUAACGAACGAGCAGACGCCACAGCUUAGACCAGAAAAUCGACCGGUGGGAAUUUCUCCGCGACUUCCACCGAAUUCACCGUCGCCGAGAGUGGAGCAAACAAGACCCCCGUCGAAUUCCAUUGAAUUGCCAAGACCACAUUCUAAUACUGCAGAAACGCACAGACACUUAGAACAAGCAAGGCUUACAAUGGAAUCUCCCCAUCAAAGACUGCAAUCGCCGCAUCAAAGGUUACAAAGUCCACGGCAGCCUGUAGAAGAUUCGAGAGUAUCUAAUGAAGCUGCAUUAGAUUUAAGACACGCACCUAGAAGUUCACCUGCACCUCAACCAACUUUACUGCCUCAACCUCAACCCAUUUACAGCGGUGGAUCCUCGUCGAGUGUCGGCACUGACAUCUUAGACCUUUCGAUGCCGGAUAAAAAUUCAGUUACGGAAGUCUGUUACGUAUGUGGGGAUGAAUUCAAAAGAGGGUCACUUAGUCAUAUUGCAGCAAAACCACUGCCAACUCCGCCACAUCCUUCUGCCAGUCCUCCGCCAUUUUUUCCUUCGCUGAUGCUUCAUCCAAGGCCAAGUAGAAGUCGACCUAUGGACAGUGCUGGUCGUGUACAGGCUUGUUCGGCUUGUCAGAAUUACCUUCUGGUACAAUGGAAGGCAUACACUCGGCAGGGUGUACCUCACGGUGAUCGAAACUACACGCUGCGUAAACGACAAGCACCUGCGAUGGACACCACUACCUUCAUCUGUUACACUUGCGCGCUCGAGUACCCUUCGUCCAGUAUUAGACUUCUUUAUUGCUGUCCUAAUCCAGAGAAGGAGGCGUACUAUCCUUUUAUAUAUUCUCUGAGACCUCCACAAGGAGCUAGUCCCAUAAGUCCUCAGGGAAUGGUGCAAGUUUGCUCCAUUUGUUACAAAGCUAUACCGCAAAAGCAACAAGUGUUCGGUGGAGAGAAUCACGAGGCUCAACCCUCGGUGCAGAGCGUGGAUUUUCGACAGCAAGGUCCGUCGCCACGGCCCGCGGUGGCGAAGUCUCCAGCAAAUUCGGCUGGUAGCGAUAUUCGUUUCAAACCAUACGAUUUGAACAAAUCGACCGUUGCCACGAAUAAGCAACGGAGCGCCACGGUGAAAGGUACCACGCCUGGUCAACGAAAUUCUCCGAACAACGGCCCCGCUGAGAAUGGAACCGUUGCUCUCGGUCAGAACUAUAGGUGCUACAUUUGCGAGAGAUUGUACCCUCGCACUCAUAUGGAAUGGUUGUCUACGAGUCCGGAAGGAAUGAAUUCGCACGCCAUGCAUUUUCCCUGUUUGAGGGGAAUGGCGCGCACUUCUGAAAAUGCCUGUAUGGACAGUCAUGGCAGAGUAUUGGCUUGUAGUCACUGUGUCAAUCAUCUUGCCCAACAGUGGGAAAGUAUGGACGCUGAACGAGUUCCUUUAGAACGUCGCAGGUAUGAUAUUCCUAGUCCACAUCCAAACGGCGAAGUCAACCGAUCGAUCGCAACACCGCCGAGCUCUAGUUCGGAUCGAACGUUUGGUAGCAAUCCAGGCACAUCGAGCAGUUCCAUAUAUUGUUUCCUAUGCGGUUUGCAUAGUGAUUUGACUCUGGCGAGAGUAUUGUACGGGCGACCACAAGGUCGCAACGCACCGUUUUUUCCCGAAUUAUUACGCCAUCAGUCACCACCUAACGCCGAACAGCUGAGGGAAGACGGUUCCGCGCUCGUAUGCACGUUCUGUUAUCAUUCUCUUCUAGCGCAAUGGCGUCGAUACGAGUCACUUCCCAGCGGACAGCAAGUGAACGCCGCGGAAAGGCAGUACAAUACGCACGAUUAUUGUUGUUACGUUUGCGGUAUCACGACGUACAGAAAACGAGUCAGAGCGUUGCUUGUGAAGGACUUCCCUUUCCUGAGGUAUCACAGGCAACCAGAAAAGAGUCUGCUAUUGGAAAACGGGGACUUCGCUGUGGUCUGUUUGGACUGUUACGAAACGUUGCGCACUCAAAGUCUUGAAUACGAACGAUGGGGCUUGCCAGUAGAGAAACGCGAAUACAAUUGGAUAGUGCAACCUCCACCACCGGAAGACAGUCCCGACGCAGCCAUCGCUAGAUUGCCAUCCGGCGAAAGGUCCGAGAAGGUGGUUCCGUCGACGUUAACGGUUAGACCAGCUCGAAAAAAUUGUUCCCCGAAAGCACCGGACAAGAAGGCCCCGACGAAGAUCCCGGAAAAAGAACAAGGUCUCCAGCCUGCCAGCACCAAAGCGCAACCCACUACGAUCAGCAAGCCUCACAGACCCAGUUCCGGUGCUUUACCUCAGGGUCAUACCCCUGGACCCGGUCCAGGUGCUCAGCAGAAUAGCAGAAGCUUCGCUGCCGCUUUGAGGAACCUGGCCAAGCAGGCAGGCCCGGCACCUCAGGAAGAAGAGCCUCGCGCGAGUCCCAAGAACCGAGCGCCGCCUCCUCUGGUCAGAGGUCCUUCCCCUGCCAAGGAACGGUCCACUCACGAGAGAAGACCAGAAGAGAUUCCCUCCUUGUACACGACCGCCAGACCAGCGGAUACCAGCAAACACAGCGUAACCGCCGCGGCUUCCGAAUUGCUGGCACGUUCUGGCUUUCAACCGUACCGGCCCGAGCACCAUCCUGCCCAUGCCCCGCCGGCCUUCGCCUUGGAUCCUGCGGCCUACAACCCCUAUCACCACAGUCUCUAUCCACCGCCACACCUCCAACACGCUUAUAGAUUUGAGGAACAUUUGUAUUUGGAACGGUGUGGAAUGCUGAGAACGCCGUUGUUUUCCGGGCUACCUUCGUACCCCCUCUACGGGAUACGAUAUAGUCCGGACAUGAUACCACCCGCAUCCCUCGGACUGAUAUCUCCCGUGAUGCACGAACGACUGAAACUGGAGGAGGAGCAUCGCCUAAGGCAGGCACGGGAACAAGCUGCACUGCGGGAUGAGGAGGAGAGGAGAAGAGCGGCACGAAAUUCUGCUCCAGCCGCCCCGGUACCCGCGCCUGCACCUGCAUCCGCCGAUACUGCAGCUAGGAAGCCGACCAUAGCGGCUCAGAUGCAUAGCGAUCGGGAGCGAGAACGUGAGAACAGAGAUCGGCCGAGCGGGAGCGGGAGCAGCGGUAGCAAUAACAACAAUACCAACAACAACGGUAACAAUAGCGUUGGAUCCGUCGGCAACAGUCACCACCAGUCCAGAAAAGAAGAUCAGUCAACCGCUCCGCCCCCACAGCCUGCUGCUCAGCCACAAUCGUCGGAUCCAGCGGGAGCAGGAAAUAUCUACCAUUCCCGUUUGCCAGGUUUCCCAAACCCAGCAGCUCCCAUCGGCCCACCGCCGUCCCUGGCCACCGCCUCUAUCUGUUCCGUCAGCUCUGCAGCCAUGCCGCCUCCUUUGCCCUCUACUUUGCCCCCUCUGAAUCUUGGACCUCCGCCAGCCAUAAGCUCCGCGCCAAUCGGCCCCCCGCCUAUACCUUCUAUAGCCUCUAUGUCAUCCUUAACGCCUGCCGUAAUAGGACCGCCGCCUCCACCCCCGCUAAGUAUGCCUCUGGCGCCUAUCAUUUCUAUACCCUCCCUCCAUCUGCCUCCCGUACCCUCGACCACCAUUCAUUCUAGUCAGCACACAGCUACGAUAAUGAGCAGCGCGACAACUACCGUUACCACCUCUAUAUACCAUCAGCAGCAACCGCAACAACAAGUGCAACAGUCGCAACAACCACCGCCAUCGUCGCAGCAACACCAACAAAGAAGUAGCAGCGCCGGUUGCGCGACAACAACGACUAGCUCCUUGUCGAGCGGCGGCACGAUCACCACUCACGCGACCCACAGUCUGACCACGCCUAACGCCGUUCCCUCGACUAUAAGCAGCGUCAAUCACAUGAAUUUGACGCACAAGUCCCCGCCGUUGUCUCACAGCGUCCACGCGUCGAGAACCAAGGACGCGACGACGAUACCGACGAGCACGACGGUGAACGCCUCGACCACGACCACGACGAUGACCACUAUCCCUGCGACGAAUACGACAACAGUGGCUUCGCAGCCAGCCUUCGUCAGACCGUUCGAGGAUUCCUUUCGUUCCUCGUCGAAACCCCAACAGAGGAUCGCGAACAGUCACAAUCACAGCAUAACGAGUCAGCUGACUCAUCCAGAAUCGCCGAUCAAGUCGCCCGCUACGACCUCGACUGCUUCCCAAGCGAUCGGCCAGAUGAUCUCUGACAAUUCCACCACGGAUAGCGCGAAAACCAUGAGUCUUCAACAAUCGUUAUCGCAGCCGAUCCCCUAUCCGCCUCAACAGUUUCAUCAUCCUCACAUACCCGUCUCGCACGUACCUGGCUUGUACAAACCGCCCCACUUCUCCUCCUCGUUGCCCCAUCAGCAUCAUCCCCAGUCGAAGGUCAACGUACCAACGUUAACGACUACCAGCAGCGCGAACAACGUCACGAACGUCACCAAUUCGAACUGCACGAAGCAACAGAGCUCGCAUCACCCUACCGAAUCGAGCCAGGCAACGGUAGCUUCUCAACGAAACGAGAAUUCAGCGUCGAACGCGAUUAAUUGUGUCUCCAGCGAGAAAACGACGGGGACCGCGAACUACAACGGUAGCAGUCUCGUCCCAGCUAGCGGAAACAAGAUCGCGAAUCACGCGAACUCGCAUCACAAGAGCAACGCUGAUGCGACGAGGGAUGGAAAACCGAACUCGUGCAACGAGAAAGUCGAGAACCACGCGAAGCAAACGGCAGCGAGUCAGAAUCACCUAGCGAAGAACACGGUUCAAGACAAACCGUUGACACCCCAUAUGACGUACGAGCAAGGGAAAGGUCCGCCCUUUCAACCUGUGAACUUGAAUUUCGCCGAGAAGGAAAUCAAGCCCGAGGUGGAGACUAAGAUACCAAGCGAUCAGAAUAACGUUUUGUCCACAUUAUCGUUUCAACCGAGUUUUAAGUUUAGUAUAAACGACAUCGCGCAAAAACCGAUGGACACCACCCACCAGCUGAUGCACAGCAUUAAAUCCGAGGAGGUUUUGCGCACGUGUCAGAACGUCUCGAACGUUCUCUUGCAGAUACCAAAAUACCAAGAGAAACUGUUGAAUUUCUCGACAGAGCUAAAAACCGCCGCAUUUUGUUUCACCGACAAGUGCAAUAAUUUGACUGAGAUUUCCGUGAAGUGCGAACCAGCGGUGUUGAACGUGCCUGACCUGAGCAAGGCUCUAGUCAAACAGGAGGCCACCGGGGAGAAGUCUUUUCUUGUACCUGAGAAACCGAAGGAGUUGACGUCCUCGCUAGAUCUAGCCGAGAGGAGGAGGAAACGGAAACGGGAGAGAAACACGAGCCUCGCAUGCAGUUCCGAGUCCGAAGGCGAAGAUGAUGUCAAGGAUGUGGAUCUCUGGAUCACCAAAGGUCCGCCGGCCAAGUUGCAGUAUUCCGAGAAGAAAUUGACUUUCCUCGCCAUGUUCGGAUUGACCACUUUAAGCAUGAGAAACGAAAUGGAGCUUUACAAAGUGGAAAAGAGAUACAGAUUAAAUCCUGAUCCGCCAGACGUACCUUCGGAAUUGGAGCCAGUAAUCGAAUCUGUAUUACCUAUACCACGCGAACAUCCAGACGUGUUACUUCAUGCGCCAGACUUUGAGCCAAAAGUUGGUUUCCUCAGGACCAUAGGCCUCGACGUGAUGCCUCCUAAUAGAAGAGACGAGGCAGAGGUAACGUGGCAGUACGUUCUACAGGAUCGUAAAAAACGGAGAAGCACGAAUUCCGUGACCGCGUACUGUGAAAGAAUUGCCAAGAUUUACUCGAACAAUCCGCCAUCGUUACCGAAACCACCGCAAAAGAUGAGGCUCCUGGACAAAGUGAAAGUGAAGCACGUUCCAGAACGACCACCGCCUCUACCACCUUUGGUUCCAAACAUUGUUUCCAUGUGUUAUCCGGCUUUACCCAUGCCUGGUGAAAAUGGCGUGAAACAACACUGCAAGGUCGUGGAUAUUAAAAUCGUAGACGACAACGCCGACGAGAACGUGGGUGAAAAAAGGGAAAGACCUAAAUGGGCCGGAAUCGAAGACAUCAUGUUCGCGUAUAGAGAGUAUUCCAAAGAAAAAACGCUGGAGAAGAAAAUCUUGACGAGCGAAACAUCAAGAUUGGUGGCACAGUCGAACAACUUACGUUCCGAAACGAUUCACCUGGAACGAAGGAUGUACGAGCUUUUAUCCGCUAGGACGGCUCUUGAUUCGGAGAGGCGAGUGCUCGGCGAAAAGAUUGAAAGGAUUAACGCACUUGUUAGGAACCUUAGGUAGCGACGCGCAACGCACAACACGGAAACUCAUUCAUCUGUGAUAUUAUCAAAGGGUUAAGGGUCGUUAGCGUACAGUACCGAGUAUAAAACCUUAUGGUACUCGGGGCAAGAGAACGAUCGUGAGGGAAGUUUUACUGACCAAAUGUACAGCAGCCUUUCGUAUUGUUUUUGCGACUAAAUAUAUACACGUUAUACACAAAAUACAGUAACGGCAAUUUAAUGCGACGUUCAAAGAGUCGCUAGAACCAUCUUUAUAUUUCAAUGAACGAGAACUGUUUAGGAUGUUGUUGUAAACAAAGGAAAAGCCAUAUCAGCAGUAUGAGAACACGUGUAAGAUUGAUU
Hylaeus volcanicus is the source of this 7509-nucleotide messenger RNA. RefSeq lists its product as uncharacterized. The transcript is spliced from 15 exons. NCBI's taxonomy places the organism in Eukaryota, Metazoa, Arthropoda, Insecta, Hymenoptera, Colletidae. Bases 467 to 7168 code for a protein of 2233 amino acids. The record is from RefSeq and is a predicted model, not a curated record.